Messenger RNA from Phalacrocorax carbo (great cormorant), 1877 nucleotides. The record is from RefSeq and is a predicted model, not a curated record. Lineage: Eukaryota; Metazoa; Chordata; Aves; Suliformes; Phalacrocoracidae.
GUGGCAAAAGAAGGCUGAGGGGUGGUGGGAUGGCGCUGGGGGUCUCGGGUGACCCAGCGUGACUGCUGAGGGGCUGUGGGGUGAGGCAGAGGGGGCUGUACGGUGAGGUAGGAGUCAAGGGGGUCUAAUGGAAUGGCUGCCCCAGUGCCCCCCCACUUUGCAUCCUUUGAAAAAGUGGGGUGAGCUGUGCCACGGCAGCGGGGGGGCAGAGGCUUGGUUGGAGCCGGAGCACCAGCUUUUCCCCGCUGGGAGGUGCUCGAACCCAUCACAGACCUGCCCUCUCUCCCCACCAGGCGCUGAAGGGAUCCGAAAGGAAGCUUGGUCCCUGCAGAGGGUUGUCCCCAGGGGAUCCCAGAUGGCUCCAGUUAAAAUCAGCUACAUCGUGUCCUUCUCCUCACAGGACCCCAAAUACCCAGUGGAGAACUUGCUGCGUGAGGAUGGCCUGCGUCCUUGGCUCAGCUGCCCCCAGGACCGCAGCAGGCAGCUGAGAGUGGAGCUGCAGCUGGAGAGAGCCAGUCCCAUCGGCUAUGUGGAUGUUGGCAACUGCGGCUGCGCCUUCCUCCAGAUCGAGGUGGGACGUUCCUCAUGGCCGCUGGACCAGCCCUACCUCACCCUGGUGCCCAGCGUCGCGCUGAUGACGCCGGCUGACUCGAAGCUGGACCAGAACCGCUGCGGGGUUCGGAUGUUUAAGGAAGCCGACUUCCUGGCGCUGGCGGUGGGGCAGAAGUGGGACCGCCUGCGGCUCACCUGCAGCCAGCCCUUCAGCAAGCACAGCCAGUUCGGGCUGUCCUUCCUCCGUGUGCGCACGCCACUGGACCCCGAGCACGCCCUGCCGCCCCCGCCCUCGCAGCAAGGCCCGGAGGAUGCUGAGCCUGCGGACGGCCCCUGGCGCUCCAGCCCUGCCUUUUGCCGAACUUUCUUUCCAGAACCGCGCUCGAGCUCGAGGGAGGAGGAGCAGCUGAAGAGCCGCCUGCAGCAGCUGGAGCCGGGCUCCUGGAGCCCAGCCCGCCUCAGCCGCCCGGCCCAGAUGGUGUUAUCGGCGGCGCGGAGCCGGGCGCUGAGGCCCAGAGCUGGCACAAGUGCCCCGGGGAAUGACCUGGAGCCGCCAGCUGAGAAGCCAGGAGGCCCUGCGGUGCCAGGGUGCGCGCAGGAUGCGCCCACAGCCCGCACGAGAGCCCGCAGGCAGCCGGACGGCAGGCAGAGCGCUCCCAGGUCUCUGCCAGCCGCCUCAAGGCAGUCCAGGUCGGGAGGAAGAGCCAGAGCCCGCAGCCACCGAGAGAGACGGGCCAGGAGGGGUGACAGUGGAGGGGACAGUGGUCAUGGGGAGACGGGCGUCUGCCCCAUCUGCUCAGGCCGCUUCAGCCUGGAUCUCCUCCCCGUGCACGCCUCCCGCUGCGGGGAGGAAGACCCCGCCGCAGCCUGGCCUUCCUCCCCGCUGGCGGAGGCAUCCCCCGCCGCCUGGGUGUCCUGCCCCAUCUGCCAGCAGCCCUUCGGCGCGGCGGAGGUGGCGCGGCACGCCAGCACCUGCGGGGAGCAGCCAGGGUGGCCGGGCGCCCCGUCCCCAUCCCACCGCGUCGGGUAGGGCCGCGAGGGCAGCGGAGGACGGACAAACCCCCGCGUUGCUGCGGCUGUUGGAGGCGCAGGAGCGGAGCCCUGCCUGCCCCGUCGGGUGAGCUGCCGCCUGUGCUGGCGGAGCUGGUUGUGCCACGGCGAGGCGUGUGGGCAGGAGUUGGGCAGGGAACGAGCCUGCGCAGGAGCGCCGGCCACGCUGGCAGAGGCACAGCGGCCCCGGUAAAGUUGUGGCAAGGCUGGUGUGGGGAGGGAGAGGCUGCUUCCACCCCCAAGGCUGGGCUUUGGGGGAGCAUGGGAGCCACCCC